This is a messenger RNA of Blumeria graminis f. sp. triticale, 321 nucleotides long. NCBI's taxonomy places the organism in Eukaryota, Fungi, Ascomycota, Leotiomycetes, Helotiales, Erysiphaceae. The record is from the annotation of a GenBank genome assembly.
AUGGCAGCCGAACGCAAAGAGCGCAGCGGAAUCGCUGUAGGCCUCAACAAAGGACACAAAACUGAGGCACGAGUCACCAAGCCUCGAGUUAGUAGAACCAAGGGUCACUUGAGCAAGCGGACUGCAUUUGUGCGUGAAAUUGUCAAAGAAGUAUCGGGACUUGCCCCAUAUGAACGAAGGGUAAUCGAAUUACUUCGCAACAGCAAAGACAAACGUGCCCGCAAGUUGGCUAAGAAGAGGCUCGGGACAUUUGGCCGCGCAAAGGCAAAGGUAGACGAGCUUCAGCGUGUAAUCGCCGAGUCACGAAGAGCCGGUCACUAG